This is a messenger RNA of Lachnellula hyalina, 591 nucleotides long. RefSeq names its product Mitochondrial phosphate carrier protein. The record is from RefSeq and is a predicted model, not a curated record. Gene Ontology annotation, biological process: mitochondrial phosphate ion transmembrane transport. Gene Ontology annotation, molecular function: phosphate transmembrane transporter activity. NCBI's taxonomy places the organism in Eukaryota, Fungi, Ascomycota, Leotiomycetes, Helotiales, Lachnaceae. Gene Ontology annotation, cellular component: mitochondrial inner membrane. The transcript is spliced from 2 exons. Bases 1 to 591 code for a protein of 196 amino acids.
AUGGCCUCAUCUAACACCACCGGCUCGACAAAGGUCGAUGCUGUCGUCCAAAGUGUCGUUGCCAACACCCCCGAGAAGCUCAGCGGUGUUGCCCUCUACUCAAGAUUCGCCUUGGCUGGUGCAGUCUGCUGUGCAAUUACCCACGGAGGUCUCACACCCGUAGAUGUCGUCAAGACAAGAAUCCAACUCGACCCCGUCACAUACAACAAGGGUCUCAUUGGAGGUUUCCGACAAGUCAUUGCUAAGGAGGGUGCCGGUGCUCUGUUGACUGGUUUCGGGCCAACAUUUGCCGGAUACUUCCUCCAGGGCGCAUUCAAGUUUGGAGGAUAUGAACUCUUCAAGCAACAAUCCAUCAACCUCCUCGGAUAUGAGACUGCCUCCAACAACCGAACGGCUGUCUACUUGGCCUCUGCUGGUGCCGCAGAAUUCUUCGCCGAUAUUGCCCUCUGCCCUCUUGAGGCCACCCGUAUCCGUCUCGUCUCCGAGCCAACAUAUGCCUCCGGUCUUGUCGGCGGAUUCAGUAAGAUGCUGAAGAACGAAGGUGUUGGUGCUUUCUACGCUGGUUUUGGUCCUAUCUUGUUCAAGCAGUAA